Messenger RNA from Otolemur garnettii (small-eared galago), 8744 nucleotides. RefSeq names its product LDL receptor related protein 1B (gene LRP1B). Gene Ontology annotation, molecular function: protein binding; calcium ion binding. The transcript is spliced from 49 exons. The record is from RefSeq and is a predicted model, not a curated record. The coding region runs from base 1 to 7008 and encodes 2335 amino acids. NCBI's taxonomy places the organism in Eukaryota, Metazoa, Chordata, Mammalia, Primates, Galagidae.
AUGUCGUCUCUGUGCAAGCAUAUUCUGGUCUCCAGCCUCACCACACCCAGCCCAGUCAGGUACCACCUCAGGCAUACCCUUUUACUCACGGGGCCUGCAUUUCUGUCCAAGAUCUGUUCCACCAAGUGGCUGCCACCAGAGAAGAUGCCUGGCUUCCUCUAUCCAGAGAGGCAAGGAUCAUCUUUCCAAAAUAUCCCCAUAGGUGUGAGCCCUGUUGUUCCUGCUGCUGCUGCUGCUGUUCUGUGCUGCGGGGCACUGCCUCUCCCUCUCCCAUAUGGUUCCCUCAGUUCACUGUCCUCUCCUUACUCCCGUGCUGCAGAAUCAGCACAGACCAGUAACAGCCCUCUGAAGAACAUGCACAAGAAUCUGGACUUCAUGUGGCUCAGGCUUUCAGACCUCAGGGUGAUUGUCAAGUCUGGGCCAGGGACUUUCCUCAGUCUUGCUGUUUAUGACAAUUAUAUCUUCUGGUCAGACUGGGGAAGAAGAGCUAUCCUGCGUUCCAACAAAUACACAGGAGGAGAUACAGAAAUUCUUCGUUCUGAUAUUCCGCAUCAACCUAUGGGUAUCAUAGCUGUUGCCAAUGACACCAAUAGUUGUGAACUUUCUCCAUGUGCAUUAUUAAAUGGAGGCUGUCAUGACCUAUGCCUUUUAACUCCCAAUGGGAAAGUGAAUUGUUCCUGCAGAGGGGACCGAGUAUUGCUAGAUGACAACAGAUGUGUGACUAAAAAUUCCUCCUGUAACAUUUAUUCAGAGUUUGAAUGUGGAAAUGGUGAAUGCAUUGACUAUCAGCUCACCUGUGAUGGCAUUCCUCAUUGUAAGGAUAAAUCAGAUGAAAAAUUGCUGUACUGUGAAAACAGAAGCUGUCGAAGAGGUUUCAAGCCCUGCUCCAAUCGUCGUUGUGUUCCUCAUAGCAAGUUAUGUGAUGGUGAAAAUGACUGUGGAGACAAUUCUGAUGAAUUAGACUGCAAAGUCUCAACCUGUGCCACGGUUGAGUUCCGCUGCGCAGAUGGGACUUGCAUUCCAAGAUCAGCAAGAUGCAACCAGAACAUAGAUUGUGCAGAUGCUUCUGAUGAAAAGAACUGCAAUAAUACAGACUGCACACAUUUUUAUAAACUUGGAGUGAAAACUGCAGGGUUCAUAAGAUGUAAUUCUACCUCACUGUGUGUUCUGCCAACUUGGAUAUGCGAUGGGUCUAAUGACUGUGGAGACUAUUCAGAUGAAUUGAAGUGUCCAGUUCAAAACAAACACAAAUGUGAAGAAAAUUAUUUUGGUUGUCCUAGUGGAAGAUGCAUUUUGAAUACCUGGAUAUGCGAUGGUCAGAAAGAUUGUGAGGAUGGACUUGAUGAAUUCCACUGUGAUUCUUCUUGCUCUUGGAACCAAUUUGCUUGCUCUGCACAAAAAUGUAUUUCUAGACACUGGAUUUGUGAUGGAGAGGAUGAUUGUGGAGAUGGAUUAGAUGAAAGUGACAGCAUUUGUGGUACUAUAACCUGUGCUGCUGACAUGUUCAGCUGUCAGGGCUCCCAUGCCUGUGUGCCCCGACAUUGGCUUUGUGAUGGUGAAAGGGACUGUCCAAAUGGAAGUGAUGAACUUUCCACAGCUGGCUGCGCUCCAAAUAAUACAUGUGAUGAAAACGCUUUCAUGUGCCGUAAUAAAGUAUGCAUUCCCAAGCAAUUUGUUUGUGACCAUGAUGACGACUGUGGAGAUGGCUCUGAUGAGUCACUACAAUGUGGAUACCGACCUUGUGGUGCAGAAGAAUUUAGUUGUGCUGAUGGACGAUGUGUUCUAAAUACUCAGUGGCAAUGUGAUGGAGAUUUUGACUGCCCUGACCAUUCUGAUGAAGCACCUUUAAAUCCAAAGUGUAAAACAGCAGAACAGUCAUGCAACAGUUCAUUUUUUAUGUGCAAAAAUGGCAGGUGCAUUUCCAGUGGACAUCUUUGUGACAAUAAGGAUGACUGUGGCGAUGGUUCAGAUGAGAGCAACUGCCAUAUAAAUGAAUGUUUGAGUAAGAAAGUCAGUGGAUGUUCUCAAGAUUGCCAGGACCUUCCAGUCGGUUACAAGUGCAAAUGCUGGCCUGGAUUCCAACUGAAGGAUGAUGGUAAAACAUGUGUAGACAUUGAUGAAUGCUCUUCAGGUUUCCCCUGUAGCCAGCAAUGCAUCAACACAUAUGGGACUUACAAGUGCAUCUGUACAGAAGGGUAUGAAGUACAACCUGAUAACCCAAAUGGCUGCAAAUCACUCUCAGAUGAAGAACCUUUUCUAAUUCUUGCUGAUCAUCAUGAGUUAAGGAAAAUUAGCACUGAUGGCUCCAACUAUACACUUUUAAAACAGGGAUUAAACAAUGUUAUUGCUAUAGAUUUUGAUUACAGCGAAGAAUUCAUCUAUUGGAUUGAUUCUAGCCGACCUAAUGGCAGCCGCAUAAAUAGAAUGUGUUUAAAUGGAAGUGAUGUUAAGGUAGUACAUAACACAGCUGUCCCUAAUGCACUUGCUGUGGAUUGGAUUGGAAAAAACCUCUAUUGGUCUGACACAGAAAAAAGGAUGAUUGAAGUAUCCAAACUCAACGGCUUGUACCCCACCAUACUGGUUAGCAAAAGGCUAAAGUUUCCCAGGGACCUGUCUUUAGAUCCUCAAGCUGGGUAUUUGUAUUGGAUUGACUGCUGUGAGUAUCCUCACAUUGGCCGUGUUGGAAUGGAUGGAACCAAUCAGAGUGUUGUCAUAGAAACCAAGAUUUCUAGACCUAUGGCACUAACGAUAGAUUAUGUCAACCACAGACUCUACUGGGCUGAUGAAAAUCACAUUGAAUUUAGCAACAUGGAUGGAUCUCAUAGACACAAAGUCCCUAAUCAAGAUAUUCCAGGGGUGAUUGCACUAACAUUGUUUGAAGACUACAUCUACUGGACUGAUGGGAAAACCAAGUCACUCAGCCGUGCCCAUAAAACAUCGGGAACAGACAGACUCUCACUGAUUAACUCAUGGCAUGCCAUCACAGAUAUCCAGGUGUAUCAUUCUUAUAGACAACCUGAUGUCUCCAACCAUUUCUGCAUGAUAAAUAAUGGUGGUUGCAGUCAUUUAUGCCUUUUAGCCCCUGGAAAGACCCAUACCUGUGCAUGUCCCACCAACUUCUAUCUUGCAGCUGAUAAUAGGACUUGCUUAUCCAACUGCACAGCCAGUCAGUUUCGUUGCAAAACUGAUAAAUGUAUUCCAUUCUGGUGGAAAUGUGAUACCGUGGAUGAUUGUGGUGAUGGAUCUGACGAACCUGAUGACUGUCCUGAAUUUAAAUGUCAGCCAGGUCGAUUUCAGUGUGGAACUGGACUCUGUGCCCUGCCCGCUUUCAUCUGUGAUGGAGAGAAUGAUUGUGGAGACAAUUCUGAUGAACUCAACUGUGACACACAUGUCUGCCUGUCAGGUCAGUUCAAGUGCACCAAGAACCAGAAAUGUAUCCCAGUAAACCUCAGAUGUAAUGGACAAGAUGAUUGUGGUGAUGAGGAAGAUGAAAGGGACUGUCCUGAAAACAGCUGUUCUCCAGACUAUUUCCAGUGUAAAACUACAAAACAUUGCAUUUCCAAGCUAUGGGUUUGUGAUGAAGAUCCAGACUGUGCAGAUGCAUCAGAUGAGGCCAACUGUGAUAAAAAGACUUGUGGACCUCAUGAAUUCCAGUGCAAAAACAACAAUUGUAUUCCAGAUCACUGGCGGUGUGAUAGCCAAAAUGACUGCAGUGAUAAUUCAGAUGAAGAAAACUGUAAGCCACAGACCUGUACGUUAAAAGAUUUUCUUUGUGCCAAUGGGGACUGUGUUUCUUCAAGAUUUUGGUGUGAUGGAGAUUUUGACUGUGCAGAUGGCUCUGAUGAGAGAAAUUGUGAAACAAGUUGUUCCAAAGACCAGUUCCAGUGUUCCAAUGGUCAGUGUAUAUCAGCAAAAUGGAAAUGUGAUGGCCAUGAAGACUGUAAAUAUGGGGAAGAUGAGAAAAACUGUGAGCCAGCUUCUCCUAGUUGCUCAUCAAGUGAAUAUAUAUGUGCCAGCGGUGGAUGUGUUUCAGCAUCUUUGAAAUGUAAUGGAGAAUAUGAUUGUGCUGAUGGUUCAGAUGAGAUGGACUGUGUGACUGAAUGUAAGGAAGAUCAGUUUCGGUGCAAAAAUAAAGCCCACUGUAUUCCAAUUAGAUGGCUGUGUGAUGGAAUUCAUGACUGUGUGGAUGGCAGUGAUGAAGAGAAGUGUGACAGAGGAGGAAAUAUAUGUAGAGCUGAUGAGUUCCUUUGCAAUAAUUCCCUUUGCAAACUGUAUUUCUGGGUGUGUGAUGGAGAAGACGACUGUGGAGACAACUCUGACGAAGCCCCUGACCUGUGUGUCAAAUUUCUUUGCCCACCCACAAGACCUCACAGAUGCAGAAAUAACAGAACAUGCCUGCAGUCUGAACAAAUGUGCAAUGGUAUUGAUGACUGCGGGGACAACUCAGAUGAAGAUCACUGUAGUGGUAAGCUUACAUAUAAAGCAAGGCCUUGUAAAAAGGAUGAGUUUGCUUGUAGUAAUAAAAAUUGUGUCCCCAUGGACCUCCAAUGUGAUCAACUUGAUGACUGUGGAGAUGGUUCAGAUGAACAAGGCUGCAGACUAUCUUCCACUGAAUUUACCUGUGAAGAUAAUGUGAAUCCAUGUGGAGAUGAUGCAUAUUGUAAUCAAAUAAAAACAUCUGUUUUCUGCCGCUGUAAGCCUGGAUUUCAGAGAAACAUGAAAAACAGACAAUGUGAAGACCUUAAUGAAUGUUUGGUGUUUGGCACAUGUUCCCACCAAUGUAUAAAUGUGGAAGGAUCAUAUAAAUGUGUGUGUGACCAAAAUUUUCAAGAAAGAAAUAACACCUGCAUAGCAAAAGGCUCUGAAGAUCAAGUUCUCUACAUUGCUAAUGACACUGAUAUCCUGGGUUUUAUAUAUCCAUUCAACUACAGUGGUGAUCAUCAACAAAUUUCUCACAUUGAACAUAAUUCAAGAAUAACAGGCAUGGAUGUGUACUAUCAAAGGGAUAUCAUCAUUUGGAGUACUCAGUUUAAUCCAGGAGGCAUUUUUUAUAAAAGAAUCCAUGGCAGAGAAAAAAGACAAGUGAACAGUGGCUUGAUUUGUCCUGAGUUUAAAAGGCCCAGGGACAUUGCAGUUGACUGGAUUGCUGGAAAUAUUUACUGGACAGAUCAUUCUAGAAUGCACUGGUUCAGUUACUACACCACUCACUGGACCAGUCUGAGGUACUCUAUCAAUGCAGGGCAAUUGAAUGGCCCCAACUGCACCCGACUCUUAACAAAUAUGGCUGGAGAACCUUAUGCUAUUGCUGUAAAUCCGAAAAGGGGAAUGAUGUACUGGACUGUCAUUGGAGACCACUCCCAUAUAGAGGAAGCAGCCAUGGACGGUACUUUGAGAAGGAUCUUAGUACAAAAGAACUUACAGAGACCUACAGGUCUAGCUGUGGAUUAUUUUGGUGAGCGCAUAUACUGGGCUGACUUUGAGCUCUCUGUUAUUGGCAGUGUUUUACGUGAUGGCUCUGAUUUAGUAGUCUCUGUCAGCAGCAAGCAAGGUUUGUUACAUCCACAUAGGAUUGAUAUUUUUGAAGAUUAUAUAUAUGGAGCAGGACCUAAAAAUGGUGUAUUUCGAGUGCAAAAAUUUGGCCAUGGUUCAGUAGAGUACCUGUCAUUAGAUGUUGAUAAAACAAAAGGUGUUUUAAUAUCUCAUCGUUAUAAACAACUAGACUUACCCAAUCCAUGCUUGGAUUUAGCAUGUGAAUUUCUAUGUUUGCUGAAUCCUUCUGGGGCCACCUGUGUGUGCCCAGAAGGAAAAUAUUUGAGUAAUGGCACCUGCAAUGAUGACAGCCUAUUAGAUGAUUCUUGUAAAUUGUCUUGUGAAAAUGGAGGAAAAUGCAUUUUAAAUGAAAAGGGUGAUUUGAGGUGUCACUGUUGGCCUAGUUAUUCUGGAGAAAGAUGUGAGGUCAACCACUGUUCCAACUACUGUCAAAAUGGAGGAACAUGCAUACCCUCAGUUCUAGGAAGACCCACAUGUACCUGUGCACUGGGGUUCACUGGGCCAAACUGUGGCAAGACAGUCUGUGAAGAUUUUUGUCAAAAUGGAGGUACCUGUAUUGUUACUGCUGGGAACCAGCCUCACUGUCACUGCCAGGCUGAAUACACAGGAGACAGAUGCCAGUACUAUGUGUGUCACCACUACUGUGUGAAUUCUGAGUCUUGUACCAUUGGGGAUGAUGGAAGUGUUGAAUGUGUCUGUCCAACACGCUAUGAAGGACCAAAAUGUGAGAUCGAUAAAUGUAUAAGGUGCCAUGGGGGACACUGCAUUAUAAAUAAAGACACUGAAGAUAUACUUUGCAACUGCACUAAUGGAAAGAUUGCCUCUAGCUGCCAGUUAUGUGAUGGCUACUGUUACAAUGGUGGCACGUGCCAGCUGGACCCUGAGAUUAAUGUACCUGUGUGUCUAUGUUCCGCCAACUGGUCAGGCACACAGUGUGAGAGGCCAGCCCCAAAGAGCAGCAAGUCUGAUCAUAUCAGCACAAGAAGCAUUGCCAUCAUUGUGCCUCUUAUCCUCUUGGUGACUUUGAUAACCACCUUGGUAAUUGGGUUAGUGCUUUGUAAAAGAAAAAGAAGGACAAAAACAAUUAGAAGACAACCUAUAAUCAAUGGAGGAAUAAAUGUAGAAAUUGGCAAUCCCUCUUAUAACAUGUAUGAGGUAGAUCAUGAUCACAACGAUGGAGGUCUUUUAGAUCCUGGCUUUAUGAUAGAGCCAACAAAGACCAGGUACAUAGGGGGAGGGCCCAGUGCCUUCAAGCUUCCACACACAGCGCCGCCCAUCUACCUAAACUCUGACUUGAAAGGACCGCUAACUGCUGGGCCAACAAAUUACUCUAAUCCGGUGUAUGCAAAAUUAUAUAUGGAUGGACAACACUGUCGAAACUCCUUAGGAAGUGUGGAUGAAAGGAAAGAACUACUUCCAAAGAAACUAGAAAUUGGUAUACGAGAGACAGUGGCAUAAUCAAUGAUAUCUUUUAUAUGCUGUAUAAAUGUAUAAAAUAUAAGGAUUACUUUUGUAUGUUCCAACAGUAUUAUACUUGUUUUGGCAUCAGCAUUACCUCUUUCUUUAUCUUUUUCCUGGUUAAUUGUUCUCUGAGUUUUGGGGUUUCAUUUUUUGCUGAUGACUAUUGAUUGACCAUUUGUAUGGUAUUUUUAUGAAAAAGAACUGCACUACAGUACAAUUUACAACAAUGCUGCUGAUACGACACACCUUUGAAUUUGUUAAAAUUAAAAUAACAUAUGUUCCUUUGUAGUGUGAAUAUAAGUGAUCUAUUUUAUAUGAACUUUUUUGGUUCUACUUAAUCAACAAUGAGAUUCUCUGCACUUUUUCAUUAUAUGAUCUGAAAGCUGUAAUACGAUGUCAUUUUAUUUUUCUGUUUAGAUUGAUGGAAGAUGGGUUGAAUGGUCAACUCUGUUCUUUGUGCUCAUGAAAACUGAAUGAGACUCUGAUGAAAAUAUAUAGCUCCCACAAAUUCAGCAUCUCCUGCUUUGAAAUUAGCCUUAGCUUGCCAGGUGAUAGAUGAAAAUUUUGAGAAAAUACUUUAAAAAUAUAUAAAAUUAAUAAUUUGCAUGAACACCGAUGACUACAUUUUUCAAAACUUAGCAGACUCUAUGUGAGAUAAUAAAUGUAUACACCUUGUAAGCAAUAGUUAUAUUUAGGUGGUAGAACAUAGCAAACAUAUAACCCUAAGUGGACAGACCACAUUUGCUAUGGAAUGAGACCAUUCGUUCUCCCUCAGCCCCGAGGUAAAUAACCAGCCUAGAGCACAACAGGGCAUUGGGUACUUGUGUGUUACGAUUUCUUCCCAGUCACAUGCAUUUUGUGGAAGAUUAACCCAAUCCUUUACCACACUGAACGCUAACAAAUAAUACAUAAGCACACAAAUUGGUGACAGGAUUUCAUUGUGAAAGCAUUCUCUUUGCUAGGUCAAAAGUAAAAGAUAAAAUAACCAUUUUAGUAUAGAGUGAGUGAUAAAUAUUUUCAAGACACAAUACGACUAAUCCAUUAUUUACUGUAUCCAAAAUAUAUUCCUCAAAGACCUUCCAAGUUCUAGAAUAACAAUUAUCUGCCCAUAAUCAAAGGUGGAGAGUAUAAAUGCUGCACCAGUCCAAUCUGGUAUUCUGGUUUCUUUUGAUUAGAUACACAUGGACCCCAUUCACUUUUUAGUUUGUUUUCAAAUUUUAGUUGAAACAAGUACAAUUUAUUUAAGUUGUAUAAAGAAAAAGAUAGCAUUUUUAUACAAAUAUCUUUAAAGGCACAAAAGAUUUAUUCACAAGUUUUGGAGGGCUUUUUGUUCCUCUGAUAGACACGACUGACUUUUAGCUGUCAUAAUGUAUUAACCUAACAGAUGAAAUAUGUUUGUGGUUGCUCUUUAUCCCUUUGUACAAGCAUUAAAAAACUGCUGUUUUAUAAGGAGAAUUUUUUGUUGUACUAUGUGCAUGCAUACUACCUAUUUCUAAACUUUGCCAUAUUGAGGCCUUUAUAAACUAUUGAUUUAUGUAAUACUAGUGCAAUUUUGCUUGAACAAUGUUAUGCAUAUCAUAAACUUUUUCAAGUUCUUGUUUAAGUACAUUUUUUAAAUUGAACAGUAUUUUUCAUUUUGGUUAUAAUAGUCAUUUUGCCUAUGUUUCUACAAUGAAGUGUUAAAUACUUUAUAAAAAAUUGUUGACUGACUUAUUUAAAUGAAUUCUACAUAU